Molecule: messenger RNA, 1889 nt
Organism: Neopsephotus bourkii (Bourke's parrot)
Lineage: Eukaryota; Metazoa; Chordata; Aves; Psittaciformes; Psittacidae
Gene: MYBPH
Product: myosin binding protein H
Exons: 11
Coding region: 73-1635 (520 amino acids)
Molecular function (GO): protein binding
Source: RefSeq, a predicted model, not a curated record
CAAAAGGGAGCGGAGAUCCCGGAGCAGAGACCCCCCAAACGUCCCCUUCUCCAGCCCCCAGGCUUUGCAGUGAUGACCGGGAAAACUGCACCUCGAGCCACGAAGCCGGCUCCGAAGAAGGACACAGCCCCAGCCCCAAAGCAAGAACCAGCCCCAAAGCAAGAACCAGCCCCAGCCCCAAAGGAAGAACCAGCCCCAAAGGAAGAACCAGCCCCAGCCCCAAAGGAAGAACCAGCCCCAGCCUCUGAAGACCCCUCAGCCCCUGAGCAUCCCCCUGCCACGGAGCACCCCGCAGCCCCUGCCGAUGAACCUGCUCCUGUCCCUACAGCAGAAGCAGCUCCAGCCCCUGAAGAAGGCUCCCCAAGUGCUGCAGCUGAACCCCAAGCCCCUGAACCUGAGAAAUCAAAGGGAGCGCCCCCCAGCUCCCCCUUGGCCUUGGCUGUGGAAGAAGUGAGUGAAAACUCCAUAACGCUGACCUGGAAGGCCCCGGAGCAGACGGGCCGGUCACACCUGGAUGGAUACGUGGUGGAGAUCUGCAAAGAUGGAAGUACGGACUGGACAGCUGUGAACCAGGAGCCUUUCCUUUCCACCCGGUACACGGUCCAGGACCUCGGCUCCGGUGACAAGAUCCAUGUACGGGUGAAGGCUGUCAGCGCCUGCGGUGCCAGUGUCCCAGCUACUCUGGAGCAGCCAGUCCUCAUCAGAGAGAUCCUCCAGCUCCCGAAGAUCCGCAUGCCCCGUCACCUGCGGGAGACCUACGUCAGGCAUGUUGGGGAUGCUGUGAACAUGAUGAUCCCUUUCCAGGGAAAACCACAGCCUGAGGUGAUCUGGACCAAGGGCGGGCAGCCCCUGGACACCAGCCGCAUCGCCAUACGCAACACAGAGAAGGACACCAUCUUCUACAUCCGCGAGGCGCAGCGUGGGGAUUCGGGCAAGUACGAGCUCACCGUGCGGAUAAACGGAGCGGAGGACAAGGCCAUCCUGGACAUCCGAGUGAUCGAGCUGCCGGGCCCCCCCCAGAACCUCAAGCUGGUGGAUGUGUGGGGCUUUAACGUGGCCCUGGAGUGGGCCCCCCCAGCGGACAACGGCAACUCGGAGAUCAAGGGCUACAUAGUGCAGAAAUCAGACAAGAAGAGCGGGAAGUGGUUCACGGCGCUGGAGCGCUGCACCCGCACGAGCUGCACCAUCUCCGACCUCAUCAUCGGCAACACCUACAGCUUCCGCGUGUUCGCCGAGAACGCCUGCGGGCUGAGCGAGAAGGCGGCCGUCACCACCGCCGUGGCCGACAUCAAGAAGACAAAAACUGCUUACCAGUCAGAGAAGAUCCCCCAACGGGACAUGAUGGAGCCUCCAAAGUUCACCCAGCCCCUGACAGACCGAACCACGACCCGGGGCUACAACACACAUCUCAUCUGCUGUGUCCGGGGCUUCCCCCAGCCCAAAAUCAUCUGGAUGAAAAAUCAGAUGGAGAUACGGGAAGACCCCAAAUACAUAGCGAUGAUUGAGCAGGGCGUCUGCUCCCUGGAGAUCCGCAAGCCCAGCCCCUUCGAUGGGGGCAUCUACACCUGCAAAGCUGUAAACGCCCUGGGGGAAGCCUCAGUAGACUGCAAACUGGAUGUGAAAAUGCCCCAGUGAGGACAGAUAGGAGGGCAAGAUGAAGAGCAAGCGGUGCCUUCACAGGACUCGGAUCUUGUUCCUUUACCCCAGGUGGAUGCUGGAGCUGCUCUGCGGUAGCGUGGUGCAUGGUGAUGCUCCUCUGCUGGCCUGCCCCAUCCCUGGCUGUGCUCUGGGGGAUCCUGCACUGGCAUGGUCCUCUCUCAAUGUGUCCUUAGCUGUGACAAUAAAACAAGCCCAUCUGAGGGACUUGGGUCCUAAUAAGGAAACCCAGA